Portunus trituberculatus (swimming crab) is the source of this 2566-nucleotide messenger RNA. RefSeq names its product dual specificity protein phosphatase 3-like. The record is from RefSeq and is a predicted model, not a curated record. Gene Ontology annotation, cellular component: cytoplasm. Bases 572 to 1288 code for a protein of 238 amino acids. Gene Ontology annotation, molecular function: protein tyrosine/serine/threonine phosphatase activity; MAP kinase phosphatase activity. Gene Ontology annotation, biological process: negative regulation of MAPK cascade; protein dephosphorylation. The transcript is spliced from 3 exons. Lineage: Eukaryota; Metazoa; Arthropoda; Malacostraca; Decapoda; Portunidae.
AUUUAUUUUAUAUUUAUCUAUUUAAGUAUCUACUCUGUAUUCGUAUGCACCAUGUUAUUGUUUUUAAUCUACGUCUACUUUUUGUGUAGGUAGGUAGUGUUCAUGAAAAUUAUUCAUUGCUUUUGAUAUCGCAUUGCUUUUUUUUUUUUUUUUUUUUAAUACCGUAUGUAUAUAUUCUCCAACGCUCCAAUACUUUCAUGCCUUCACUCUCUUCAGCAGCAGUGCCCUGCGGGAUGAAUGAUGAGCAGCGCCCUAAUAUGACCUUACACCUCCUUUCUUUACUAACAUUAUUCUUAGUUUCUAUGCAUUUUUUUUCUAUUUCCAUGGCCUUGUUCCCCCUGAGGGGUAGUCAACUCAAGCCUGGCUGAGUGGCGGGUGAGCGGCGCCCCCUGCCAGCGGCCCUCCAUCCCCGCCGUCUUGUUUACGCGCUCAGCUGAUGGACAUGGCCUCAAGGCGUCACCCUACACCCUGCUGACGCUGCCCUUGGUGACCGGGGACGCCCUCCACCUGUUGCCGCUCUGCAGUCUUUCCCAGCACCUCCUCACGGACGUAAAUGGAAUGAGAGUACGCCAUGGACACUGGUGUUGGGGAAACUUAUGACAUAACAUCAAUAAACAAAGCACUCGAUGAUUUGGGAAUGUUAAGUACUACCACAGCCAGUCGGAAAGAGUACUUGCAUGAGUGUCUAAGGGCCAGUAUGGAGAAGCUCAAUGUGGACCAGCCAGGACCCUCAACAUCACGAUGGGAUGCCCAGAAGAGUUCAGGCUCCCCUAGUUCCAUUGAGAAAGAGAAUACCAACAUUGGGGGCUUCCAGAUACUGAAGAUGAACUCCACCUUCAUCACUAGCUUUACUGCUGGCUAUGAGCUGCCCUGCCAUGGGCUCAGAGAACGCUUCACAAAUCGUGUCAUCAAAUGCGGCUAUGCCAGGAGGAGACGCCUCCGGACGCAUCCGUAUGAUAAUAGCUCAGUCACUGCCAGCACUAGUGACACCUCUUCAUACUCCAGUGGGUCAUACAGACUGAGAACCACCAGUUUAAGUAGUGGGACUAGUAAAAAGAAAACUAGCGGCAGUUAUAUCAAUACUGCUGUCUCUGGAAAUAGUUGUAGUAGUAAUAAUAGUGGUAAUAGUAAUUGUAGUAAUAGUACAAAGCCUGUUUUGGUUAGGUCCAGAAGCAUGGAGAAUUUGUCUGCUUCUAUGGGUGAUGGCCUUGUCUUGACUUACAAGCCAAAGGAAUUGGAGACUGUCUCAAGAGGUAUCCAACAGCUGAAAAUGGAUGACUGUACCUGAGGAGAAAUUGAUCUGGUCCUGCUUACCCAGUUCAACCACAGCUAACAUUAUGUAUAGUUUUCUUGAGUUUUAACAUGUAAUCAUUAACCAUUGUAGGACAGUAGCCUAAUAGGUUAUAUUUUAAGUCCUCAAAACAGAGACUACGCACUGGAAUACAACUGUAACCGCAAUUAAUUUUUCUUUGUGAGCUUGUGUGAAUGGAAAUACUAUAUAGUAGCAUUUUACUAUGAAGUUAAAGAGUAGUAUAUGUAUGCAAAUCAUAUAUGAAUGUAUGUAAACAUAUAAUUUACCUUUUACUAAAGUAAAUUGUGUUGUUUUGCUAAAAUCUGAAUUGUGUUGUCAUUUUUUGUUUUAUUUAUGUAAAUCAAUAAUCACCAGAUCUGCAACCAAAGUAUUCAUAUUUAAUGAGUUGUGUACUUGAACUUUAUUGUUACAUGUUUGCAAAUUUUAUCAGCAUUCAGACCGGUUAUAAUUAUUUUGACUGUGAUUUAUUAUUAUUUAGCACAAUAAGAAAGCUUUAUUUUGUUAAUAAUUGAAGUACAUAUAUUGAGUGCUGUCAUAACUCUCGACUCAAAACCAAAAAGUCAAUUUUGUUUUCACUGAUGUAAUCAUGAAAAGUAUUUGAGCAUGUUCCUGAAUCUUCUAAAGACAUCUGCCUUCUGGCCAUUUAUAAACAGACAGAUUUUUAACAAAUUAUGAUUUUGCAACUUUCCUGCCAGGAUAUUCUUAAUACAAUAAAACAAAACACUGCUGUUACUCCUAUAUUACCUUUAUUUAGCAAAUAUCAGCUCUAGAUUGGUAUCAAAGAAUGUGAAUAAAUUCUCUUGCUUUUAAUGUCCCAGGGAUUCUCUGUAAGGAAAAUAAUGCUGUGUGGAUCCAUGUUCCAUUUGUGAAGGCUUCCAGUAAAGAGCAUCUUUUCCUGCAUAAGUCCCAUAUAUACAUACACAUCAGCAUGUGUGUUUUUGGAAUAGAGGAGAGCACAGAAUGUGUCCAUUCUGCUACCAAGAGUAUAAUAUUAAAAGGACAGAGACAUCUUUAUUGCAAGAGACCAUCUAAACUAAUAUGGUUUCACUGAUAAUUUAAAAAUUUUUUAUAGCAUCACAUUGAUGGCCUUUACCCAGUGAACAAAAAACAGGUGGUGGGAAACUGAAUAACAUAUUUUACAAUGACAAUACGUACUUUACUUGAAAGUGACCGUCCAGUCUACCCUGACAGUUGUCUAAAGUCUGUUAACCAUAUGAGAAUUUCUAGAGUCAAUUAAAAUUAUCAAAAUUUUUA